AUAUGAAAGGAAAACUUGCAACUAGACUUGACACAGGAGAACUUUAUCACCUGUUGAAUGCUAAAAUACAUCCUUGAAGGACCUUCUCAACUGCUCGAGGCAUAACCUCACCGGCGGUGGGCUUCAUCUGUUCGUGUGUGCUCAGUGCUGUUCUUUGUCCUGCCUGCGUGUGGUUGUUAUGAUGAUACAUUUGAGCAGCGUCCUGUAACAGUAGAACAAAUAUCCGGCGCUGGAGUUUCUUAGCGACGGAAGUAGCACUUCAGAGGAACAUCAUUCCAAACAACACAGACUCCACCGUUAGCGGUUCAUUUCAACAGCACAAAUACACAGAGGUUCAGACAUUAAGCCCUGUCUGGAUACGCCAUUGCCUGUGGAAUCUCAUUGGACAUAAUCUGAAAUGAGUAAAUAAACUAAACGUCAGCUUUGAUGGCGAGUUAGAGAUCAUAUGGCCCAUUUAAGCCACCCAGAAAGACCCAAUCAGUAAUACAGGGAUAUAGAAAGAAAACUAGAGAAACCAUCUGUUUGUAAUAUAAGCAUACUGAUUGAUCCCAACGAAGCCUUGCUUGAAAUUGAACUUUGUGAACGAUAACAAUAGCUGAACAUUUGGAUGACCUUUAAGCUGAAUGUAUCUGUCAUUUGCUAAUGAAACAACAGGAAAGCACCAAUCAUAGCCCUUCAUCUUUAAGAGCAAGGGGUACGCGUGCCUUCUGAGAAACCGUCUCCGUGAGAUCCUGGUAAAGUCAAGGGACAUGUUUUGUUGACUGGAACUUAUAAAAAGAAAGAAAAAUAUCUGGAUUGGUGGAUAUAAACAGACACAGACGAAUAAAACAGUGGAGAGUCUCGAGCCCUCACCGGAUUUGCAAUAGAGCAUAUCCAAGUUGUGAAAUUCUCUUCGACGUUUUCCAUGGGAACUGCUCCAAAGUGCAUUGAGAAGUGCCUCCCGGGAGGUCUUGUUAGAGUUUGAGUCAUAUUGUGUGGAUCGAACGUACAAGUGCAUUUUUCAGCUCAUCUCUGGUGGGUAAUGGGUCUGUUCGGAGGAUUACCGUGAAGACAAACGCCUAGCAAAAUGUAGAGCUUUCACUUUGAUCCUUGCUUCUUCAUAAGUCGAAAGGGAUAAAACAAGCCGAAACUGCCUCUACCAAGCCAAACUUACACCUUUGCUGAGUAACAAAACGCUUGUCACACCCAGGCGAGCGUGCACGCUAAGAGGGAGAUCAGUGAAGAGAGAGUUUGUUAAGGAGCGACACAACCAGGCACAGAAGCAGAGAUGGAUUAUAAACAUGAGCCGGUGAGGAGAGGGGACAGCUGGGGUGGGCCAACUGCCACAUCAUCCACCCCUGACAGGGCUGUAGGAGAGAAGUCCCUGGAGAGAACCUGGAUCUUGGAGAGAGAUGAACACUGUGGGGUCAAAGGAAAACCAGACUUGACGACGUGCAUCAGCCAGGUGGAACGGAAAACAAACCUCAGCAGAAGUGCCAGUUUGUCAGAGAAAGAGCUGAAGGAGGCGCGAACCAAAAGUCAGAUCAUCGCUGCUCAGCUCCAGGCCAACUCCAACUCCAAAGGUGUCCAGCUCUUCAAUCGCCGUAGACAGAGAGUAAACGCUUUCACGCUUGUGAGUGUCGGAGGAGGCGGAGCAGAAGAGUCCAAGAAUGUAAUUGAUUCACCUUCUAAAGGUCCAUGGGACAAACCACACUCAGCUAAGGACUGCAAGGAGUUAAAUCACAGAAAUAUCACGUGGUCAGCCAGCAAAAUCCACAGUGGUGGGCGCAACAUGGAGGAUGUAAGCGAAGUUACGCGUGGGGAUGUAGUCGAGGAACGUGAAAGACACUUUCUCCCUGUCAAUGAGAAAGAUGAGGAGCUUUCAGAAGGUCUUACAGAAGCAGUAAAGAAUGAAAUUACUUCUGGAAGUGACAGUAAUACUGUAGUUUUGGACUGUGUUGCUCAGGAGGAACCUCAGGAAAAUGGAGGACACGCUCACUCUGUAGAUGCCAAUAAAGACUUGAACGGAUACAAUAUGCAGUGCAAUGGAAAAAUUACCAAGGCGGUGACAACAAAAACCUCCAUUAUCAAUCGAACGGCUCGGCCAUUUUUCUCCCCAACAACAGUAGGCUCUUCAGAAGUUGUAAGUCCAGUGAUGGACAUCCCACCAGAUCCAUCCUACGACUCCCCACCGUUACACCCCUUCCAAGAGCCCCCUUCCAGAUACUUUCAACCACAAUCUUACACAGCACACACACAACCUGUCUUCUCUCAACCACCUCCUCCGCCUUCAUAUCCAACUCCUCCACUCCCAUCCUACUCCAUCCCACCUUCACCUGACACAGCCAUCGCUCCCUCACCCCAACCUUCCUCCUGCUAUAUUCGGCCAUCUGCCCCCAGACCCACAUUUGUUCCUGAGCUCUUGACCGAGAAGAGGUCUGUGACACCCAUCAAAACCGGCAUCCUCGAUGAGGGCUCGGCUCGCCGGGCAACCCGCAAGUCCAUGUUCACAUUUCAAGAGAAGCCCAAAGUAGCUCCAAACCCUGAACUCCUCUCCUUGGUGCAAGGAGCCGAUGAGAAGAAGAAACAGAAAGCCCAGCCAGAUCCAUCGCAAGAGGAGGAGCUGCUGGCUCUCGGCGCCGAAGCCUCAAACUUUCUAGCCAAGGAGGAGGUUGUUCACGAGGACGCGUUGGUGCCAGAGUGGGCCUCGUGUUUGAAGAGCUCCAGGACGCAUGCCAGGACAGAGCACAAGCCUGAGCAGGCCCUCACCAAUGCUUCGGGGAAAGGAGCUGAACUGUUUGCCAAACGCCAGUCUAGGAUGGAAAGGUACGUCCAUGAUAGCAAGGAGCGGAGGAGGUCUCCCUCUCCGACCAUGUCUUUACCGCCAUCCUGGGUGUAUCCAUCCAACAUGCCUGGUCGAGUCAAAGCCAUUGUUAACUCUUCAAACGUCAGUGCACAGAUUUCGAAGACGCUGAAAGCUCACCACGGCACACAAAAAAAGACUCUGUUCAAAACGCCAGAACCUUCUCCGGCUCAAGAGGUGCCUUUGGAGAACGGCUGCACAAAAUUCGAAAUGGAGUUGUCGAAACAUCAGCCAUACCAGCUCAACUCAUCUCUCUUCAUCUUCAACCCAACUAAAGAUCCAUAUAGCACUCUUCCGAGAGCGGCCCCGCCUCCUAAGCCCGUCAUGACAGGCUAUACUUUCUCCAGGCAAACCUCGCUUCCCACAAGUCAAUUGCCAUCACCAUACAGCCCGUCUGCUGCCUACAGGUCCGACCAUUGCUUUUCUCCUCCCAUGAUGCCUUGCAGUCCCAGCAUCAGUUCUCCAGCGUCUCCUUUUGCUCCAGAACGAGUGGCAUCGCCCCGCUCUGGCGUCCAGGCGCCCAGACCCACGUUCUCAACUAAAAGAGCUGGCAUCACCCCACAGAUCAAGGAGGAAACCCUGAUACCGAUCCCUAGCCCUGGUUCCACAACCCCGACUUCAAGGACACCCAACCUCACACGACGCUUUACCAGUCCAGAUGUGCAGUCCAGUGCAGUCAGGUCUCCCAGCAGCCCCGUGGUGACCAACACAUCCACUAAUCCCAUCUACAAACCCACACCAACCUCCCAUUCCCCCCGACCGAUCCAUAAGCUCGCCACAACUUCUCCAUCUCCAGGAACCCUCUUCAAGCCACCCGUCACCUCUCCUCUAUCUCCACGCUGGGAAAACCGGUGCCAGUCCCCGGCCGUCAUCCAAGACAACAAAGCCAACCACCGAAUUUUGGCCAAAAACAUCAUUAACGCUGCCAAGAGAAAAAACAGUCCAUCUCCAGGUGCUCUAAGCGGACACAGCCUGCCCAUCUCCCCGGUGAGCGCUGGCAUGUCACCUUAUGAUCACAAGCCUGCAAGCCCCUUUCAGCCACGGAUGCUGGGCGCUCAGUCACCCAUUCUUACCAGUCCAUCUCCCACCCGUAUGAUCCACUCUCCCGUGCGCUUGUACAACACUCGCUCUCUAACUGAUUCUGACGCCUCAGUCGAGUCAGAGGAUUCGGGUCUGCGCUCUCCUGGGUUGCGCAGCUACAACACCUGCCCCCGUGGAUGGACCGCCGGUUUGCAGGUGAAGAGAGGGAGUGUGCCUGAGGAUCUGUAGGAAGCACUUGUACACGAAUGUAGUUCAGUCUGAAAUUCAUUUAGAACGGGAUCUUAUGAAAAUUUUGAUUGUUGAAUGUAUGAAAUGUGGGAUUUGCUGCACAUGGCUACAUUGCAUUUGUUAUCAUGUUUAUGUGUGAUUAAUUUUUUACAUGUUAUGGAAUGAAAAUACAGUUAUCAUUAAUUAUUGUGGCAACAUUCGCUUAUUGCUGUUGAGUGGGGCACUAAGGAGAUGCGAGGCAGAGUUUUACUUUUGCGUACUGUAAAAUCAAAGUGAAUAGGAAGGGAUGCUGGAAUAUCAGACAUCAAAUUCUUUCUGAAGCCAUACAUUUUUGUGAGAAACAGACUAAAUAUAAAUGAAGAGUUUGGUUCCAAAAUGGGAUAACUCUGAUUUUUUUUUUAAAUCUUGUUUUUUAUUGUGCAUUCCAAUUAAUAUCAGUCAAACGGCAGUUGGUUUGUUUUGUUUAAGCCAUAAUAACAAAACAAAAAGCCAACUAACACAUUAAAACA
Molecule: messenger RNA, 4620 nt
Organism: Triplophysa dalaica
Lineage: Eukaryota; Metazoa; Chordata; Actinopteri; Cypriniformes; Nemacheilidae
Product: synaptopodin 2-like protein
Exons: 5
Coding region: 1268-4111 (947 amino acids)
Biological process (GO): positive regulation of actin filament bundle assembly
Cellular component (GO): actin cytoskeleton; Z disc; nucleus
Molecular function (GO): actin binding
Source: RefSeq, a predicted model, not a curated record